Molecule: messenger RNA, 939 nt
Organism: Clonostachys byssicola
Lineage: Eukaryota; Fungi; Ascomycota; Sordariomycetes; Hypocreales; Bionectriaceae
Source: the annotation of a GenBank genome assembly
AUGGUCUCUUCCAGAAUGAUCACUUACGAGACCGGCGAACUCAACUUUACAGUCGGAAACCAACAACAUCCCUUGAAAGUGUACCCAGUCAAGGUUGAUUAUGACGAAGACUGCGUCAUCAUCUCUGGGCACACUGCCUUCGCCCACCCUGAGCUCGACUUUCCACCAAUGCUUCAAAUCAUCGUCCGAGACCCUCGUUACGCCGGCGACCUUCGCAAGCAGCUGGGCCUGAAGCCAUGGACAGUUGAAACUGAGCAGCGCUUGCUUGCAUACAUGGCGGCCGACGGGUACAACGAGGACAUCAACCUCUGGUCUAAGGAACCGAGUUUGCUCUUCGAACACCUCAAUCGGGGUCCGCUUCAGCAUAGAGAGGCCUGCUUCCGGGCACUGCUGAUCAUGCUUCAAACCAAGGACGCCCGGGCCUACGAUCAUGCCUACAGCAGCGUCCAGGGGCUCGACGAGCCUGCCCGGUCGUGCUUCUCAAAGUACCUGGGCACCGUCAGCCUCGACAUAUCCACCAGCGUCUACGGACAGCCCCUCAUGGUCUAUGGCACCGUCACAGAGUUCGUUCCAGGUUUCGGCGCCGAUGAGCUUUGCGAGCAUAUCCCACGCCACCUUUGGCAUCGCACCAUCUCGUCCAUCAUCAGCACCGUACACACGGUUGUCACCAAUGCCACCAGACUGCGCCAUGACAGGCUGCAACCCAAGCACUUCACCAUGUCCUAUAGCUACAACAAGGGCGGGGUUGGAUCACGCAUCGUGCUCACGAACCUCAAUGGCUUCCUCUGGCACGGCAGCAACCAUGAUCCAAGCUACAACAUGCUCAUCGACCUGGCUAAGGCUCAGGGAAAUGUCUUUGACCAGCUUCUUCAGCAAGUUGACGACAAGGGAGUCGUUCUCGAGGAUGCCGACCUCAUUGUCUGGGGCACAGGCACCUGA